This is a messenger RNA of Neogale vison (American mink), 2269 nucleotides long. It is a transcript of the gene EML2, whose product is annotated as EMAP like 2. Lineage: Eukaryota; Metazoa; Chordata; Mammalia; Carnivora; Mustelidae. Gene Ontology annotation, biological process: microtubule cytoskeleton organization. Gene Ontology annotation, cellular component: mitotic spindle. The record is from RefSeq and is a predicted model, not a curated record. Bases 30 to 1979 code for a protein of 649 amino acids. The transcript is spliced from 19 exons. Gene Ontology annotation, molecular function: microtubule binding.
CCGGCCCCGAAGCUCCGCCAGCCGCCGCCAUGAGUAGCUUUGGAGCUGGCAAAACCAAAGAAGUUAUCUUCAGCAUGGAGGAGGGCUCUGUGAAAAUGUUCCUGAGGGGGCGCCCCGUGCCCAUGCUGAUUCCGGACGAGCUGGCUCCCACCUACAGCCUGGACACCCGCUCCGAGCUGCCCUCCAGCCGUCUCAAGCUGGACUGGGUCUAUGGCUACCGUGGCCGAGACUGCCGGGCCAACCUUUACCUGCUGCCCACUGGGGAGAUAGUGUACUUCGUGGCCUCCGUGGCCGUGCUGUACAGUGUGGAGGAGCAGAGGCAGCGGCAUUACCUGGGACACAACGAUGACAUCAAAUGCCUGGCUGUCCACCCUGAUAUGGUCACCAUUGCUACUGGACAGGUGGCAGGCACCACGAAGGAGGGGAAGCCACUACCACCCCACGUGCGCAUUUGGGACUCAGUUUCCCUUUCCACCUUACAUGUGCUGGGCCUGGGGGUGUUUGACAGAGCUGUGUGCUGUGUGGGCUUUUCCAAAUCUAACGGGGGCAACCUGUUGUGUGCAGUGGAUGAAUCCAACGAUCACAUGCUGUCCGUGUGGGACUGGGCCAAGGAGUCCAAGGUGGUGGAUGGCAAGUGUUCCAACGAGGCCGUGCUGGUGGCCACCUUCCACCCCACAGACCCCACCCUGCUCAUCACCUGUGGGAAAUCCCACAUCUACUUCUGGAGUCUGGAAGGGGGCAGCCUGAGCAAGCGGCAGGGCCUCUUUGAGAAACACGAGAAACCGAAGUAUGUGCUGUGUGUGACCUUUUUGGAAGGCGGCGACGUGGUCACCGGAGACUCUGGGGGGAACCUCUAUGUCUGGGGCAAAGGUGGGAAUCGCAUCACACAGGCAGUGCUGGGCGCCCACGAUGGCGGUGUGUUUGGGCUCUGCGCCCUGCGGGACGGGACGCUGGUGUCCGGAGGGGGCCGUGAUCGUCGGGUGGUCCUCUGGGGUUCUGACUACAGCAAGCUGCAGGAGGUGGAGGUCCCUGAGGACUUCGGCCCAGUGCGCACCGUGGCGGAGGGCCGGGGGGACACGCUGUAUGUGGGCACCACCCGCAACUCCAUCCUCCAGGGCUCUGUCCACACCGGCUUCUCACUGCUCGUCCAGGGCCACGUCGAAGAGCUGUGGGGCCUGGCCACGCACCCCAGCCGGGCACAGUUUGUGACAUGCGGGCAGGAUAAGCUGGUGCAUCUGUGGAGUGUGGAGUCCCACCAGCCCCUGUGGAGUCGGGUCAUUGAGGACCCUGCCCGCUCUGCUGGCUUCCACCCCAGUGGCUCUGUCCUGGCCGUGGGCACGGUGACUGGCAGAUGGCUGCUCCUGGACACGGAGACCCAUGACCUGGUGGCUAUCCACACGGAUGGCAAUGAACAGAUCUCAGUGGUCAGCUUCUCUCCAGACGGGGCGUACCUGACCGUGGGCUCCCACGACAACUUGGUGUACGUGUACACGGUGGACCAGGGCGGCCGCAAGGUCAGCCGCCUGGGCAAGUGCUCGGGCCAUUCCAGUUUUAUCACCCACCUGGACUGGGCCCAGGACAGCAGCUGCUUUGUCACCAACUCGGGGGACUACGAGAUACUGUACUGGGACCCAGCUACCUGUAAGCAGAUCACUAGUGCAGAUGCUGUGAGGAACGUGGAAUGGGCCACAGCCACUUGUGUCCUGGGAUUUGGGGUGUUCGGGAUCUGGUCCGAGGGAGCAGAUGGUACUGACAUCAAUGCCGUGGCCCGCUCCCAUGACGGGAAGUUGCUGGCUUCAGCUGAUGACUUUGGCAAAGUCCACCUGUUCAGUUAUCCCUGCUCUCAGCCCCGAGCCCUCAGCCACAAAUACGGCGGACACAGCAGCCAUGUGACAAACGUGGCCUUCUUGUGGGAUGACAGCGUGGCCCUGACCACGGGGGGCAAGGACACCAGUGUGCUGCAGUGGCGGGUGGUCUGAAGUGGGGAAGGAGAGUCCCAGGGAUGUGGGGCCAGGGGAGAGUCAGGGGGCAGGGCCGGAGUUCUAUUUUCGGGAGAUGUCUAUUGCCGAGUAGAGUAAUAUAUACCCAGAGUACGUCUAUAGCAGGGGGGUUCCAGGGGCGGGGGGGUGGACAGACAGAAGUCUCUUAUUUAUCAGGGUGGGUAAAGGGGCCACAUUGCUUUGGGGGAGCCAUUAAGGUGUUUGAGUUGGAGUGUUUUUUUUAAGUUCAUUCUUUUAUAUCAUCCAGAAAUAAAGACACAUGCACUGAC